AGUUAUACCUACGUUCUCAGCCAUCUUUCUGAUUCACCUUCAUUCGAGAUCGUCAUUUGGUGUGGACAUAUCAUCAGCAUUCGAGCAAUCACUCUGACUUGGCAAGAUACAAGCUAGAAGGCAUACUAUUGAUUCGACUGUUAGCAGAGACGCCAGAUUGCAUCACUCCUCCCGUCUAACACAUCUUUCACAAUGGGUCCUUUGCUGUAUGCAGGUGGACUGGUGUCCACUGGGAUCUCAACUGUGAUCCUUUAUAUGCUUUUGACGGGUACCAUAUAUUCCUUUAACUUGUUCAGAUUCUUAGAGGAAACAAGUCCUUAUGCAUGGGCUUUGCUUGGUAUAGGAAUGUGUAUCGGAUUAAGUGUGAUCGGAGCGGGAUGGGGAAUCUUUAUCACUGGUGCAUCUAUAUUGGGAGCAGGUGUUCGUGCACCACGUAUCACAACCAAGAAUUUGAUCAGUAUCAUCUUCUGUGAAGUUGUUGCAAUUUAUGGGGUGAUUAUGGCAAUCGUCUUUUCAGCGAACAUCAGUGGCAAUUUGGAAGGAGGCCCAGAUGGACUAUGGAAGCCAGACAACUACUAUACAGGUUUCUGUCUCUUUUGGGCAGGAUUAACGGUCGGACUAUGCAAUCUAUGUUGCGGUGUUGCUGUCGGAAUUACUGGUGCUAAUGCAGCUGUUGCAGAUGCGGCAGAUUCACAACUGUUUGUCAAGAUUUUAGUCGUGGAAGUGUUUAGCAGUAUUUUGGGACUGUUUGGACUGAUCGUCGGUCUAAUCAUGACUGGAAGCGUGACAGAAUUCAAGUGAUUCACUGUUGAAUAAGGACCAUUUUAGCAACCUGCUGCAGACUUUCCACUGGAUCGAUCAAUAUAUACAACUGUAAAUACUCAAUGCAAUGUUUCACCUACACAUAUUAUGAUGAGAGA
This is a messenger RNA of Meira miltonrushii, 920 nucleotides long. Its product is annotated as putative PPA1-H+-ATPase 23 kd subunit, vacuolar. Gene Ontology annotation, biological process: proton transmembrane transport. NCBI's taxonomy places the organism in Eukaryota, Fungi, Basidiomycota, Exobasidiomycetes, Exobasidiales, Brachybasidiaceae. The transcript is spliced from 3 exons. Bases 193 to 801 code for a protein of 202 amino acids. The record is from RefSeq and is a predicted model, not a curated record. Gene Ontology annotation, cellular component: proton-transporting V-type ATPase, V0 domain. Gene Ontology annotation, molecular function: proton-transporting ATPase activity, rotational mechanism.